Messenger RNA from Harpegnathos saltator (Jerdon's jumping ant), 1932 nucleotides. RefSeq lists its product as uncharacterized. Bases 478 to 1584 code for a protein of 368 amino acids. The record is from RefSeq and is a predicted model, not a curated record. Lineage: Eukaryota; Metazoa; Arthropoda; Insecta; Hymenoptera; Formicidae. The transcript has 2 exons.
UUAUGUCUCUCUCAUACCAACGCAGCAGAUGUACCCGAGUAGCAUUUUCGAACGCAGCCCUUAUUGUUACCCUCUUACAUCUCAUACUUUUCGAAUCUCUGUCAGCGCCGCCAUGCGUCAAACGCACGAAUUUAAAAGUAGUGAAAACUGCUUGAGCAUACUACAACACCUCUUUGUCCUCCAAGUGAUUGCCGAGUGUGUACAUAUGGAGAAUUUGAUUACUUAAACUGACGUAUUCAGUUUUACUCAGUUUUAUUCAGUUUCAAGCAAUUCAGUUAAGUUAACUCAGCAAUAUCAAAAAUUCAUAUUAUAAAUACGUUAUCAUCAGUUAAACAAAAAUAUAGACAUGGAGAAUUUCGCUAGCGUGCAGUUGUAUCGUGCACCGAAGAUAUCUCAAUAUUAUAACAAAUUCUUCAAUCCGAAUAUUUGUCACGUAUGCAAGAUAAUAUUUAAUGAUAAGUUUAUAACAUGUGAACGAUGCGUCCUGAUAUCUUACUGCGGGAAAUAAUACAGAGAAAAUGGAGCAUUCAUUGCAUAACCUACCAGGGAUGGACGGAAUCAAGGCAGGAAUUUGUACAAUUAAUGAAGAAAUCUCUAUCACGCAACCUGGAACCAUACGAAGAACAGAUGAUCAAUUGGGCAAAAGCAUGUUCAGUUUGUCACACACAGGAGAAUCUGCUUACCUGCCUGAAUUGCUAUUCAGCGAACUAUUGCACUUAUCAUAAAAGUUCGUUCAAAGGAUAUCAUAGCUAUAGAUGCCAUGAGUUGUUGUUAAGCCUCAAACUAGAUAUCGAACAAGUUUAUUCUUCCACUUUGGACAUUGAUAAACUUGUGUUUGGCCGUGAACGCCUAAAAUUAAAUGAUUUUCCCUAUGAAGACAAACCUACUUUUAAGAUUGAAUUACUUAUUACAAAAUAUCUAGAACCAGAAAGAUUUUUAAAAUUCGAGGACUGGUGUCUGUAUUCAGAAUAUGUGACAGAUCCGUUGACAUUUUAUCAUGGUCUUGUGAAUGAAACAGAUUUAUUACAUCCUCAAGAUCUGUUAGGUUCUUCUUAUGUUAUUCAUAUAAUAUGCACUGACUCUAUGGAUAAGAAAUAUCUGUUAGCAUGGAAAUUUCUCCUGUAUAUUUUACCUGUGAAGAAUUUAACGAUUGUAGUUAUAGAACAAAAACCACUCAACAUGUUUCAUGUUAUGCAAGAUACUAGUCCUUCAGACUACAAAAACCAGGAAAUAACUUUCGAAACUUGUCGUAUGUUAUAUCAUGAUUAUGUGCACAGUGAAGUAUAUAAGAAGCCAAAUGUGAUUUUAGGAUUUGAUAUAGAUUUCACUAAGGCAAUAUGGUCAGAGUCAAUUACAAAAUUCAAAGAACAAUGCUGUCCAUUGCUUGUAACUUUUAAAUCAGAAACGCAAUCAGAAGACAAUAUAGAUGUGAUACAUAAAAUCCUAAAAUUAUCUGUGUUUCCUAUAUUUUAUGAAAGAAAUAAAUUUAAAUCAAAUACACCAUCUAAAUCUCUUGAAUAUGAUGAUAUAUUUUAUCGUAAUGAUUAUUUGCUUAUAUUUCGGAAUUUAUAUACUGAAUGGUAACUAUACUGAACCAUAAAGUUCUGACAUUAAAUUAUAAUAUAAUUUGAUGAUGUUAUUAUAAAUGAUAUAUAAGAUACUUGUUACUCAGAUAGUACAAUCUUUUGGAAAUCCUAAGAACGUCAGAAUAAACAUUCUAGAUAUCCUGUGGAUAUCUAAAUUUUAUCCUGAGAUCUAUUUUGGAUGCUCCAAAAGAGGAAUGGUGGCUGAAUACCUAAGGAUAUCUAGAGAAUAUCUUGUCAAACGUUUUAAAGACUUCUGUGAGAUACGAAUUAUAGAUAUUUCUUAGACAUUUAAAGAAAAGAGGAAAAAUGUAUUGAAUUUUUUAAAUAAUGUUGAGCUGUCUUUUUU